This is a messenger RNA of Nicrophorus vespilloides, 732 nucleotides long. Its product is annotated as 2-hydroxyacyl-CoA lyase 1-like. Lineage: Eukaryota; Metazoa; Arthropoda; Insecta; Coleoptera; Silphidae. Gene Ontology annotation, cellular component: peroxisome. Gene Ontology annotation, biological process: fatty acid alpha-oxidation. The record is from RefSeq and is a predicted model, not a curated record. Gene Ontology annotation, molecular function: thiamine pyrophosphate binding.
AGGAUGAGUCGUUUGUGUUAUCUAAACGUAAAGUUUAUUAUCAGCUUCCCUUUGUUACCACACCCAUCAAGGUGCUGCACCAAUGAACGAACGGAUGGAUGGAUGUUGUUGUCGUCGCUACAGAAACGCGUCUUUUGUUUUCCUGGACUUUGGGCGGUCGUUGCGCAAUGAAAUCUAUUUAUAUAACGAUGUACUAUUUGCUAAACAAGAUAAUAGUAAAUUAACAAGUAACAUAACAUAAGCAUUAAUCGAAAUAAUAAAAAAAAACGACAUCAAAGUAAUAAUAAUAAUUACUACUGUACAGAGGUUCAAAGUUUAAGCGUUCUGAUUAGAAUCGGUGCGCGUCCGGAUGAUACUUCAAGUCCAGUCUUAACCAGUCCCAGUUGAUCCCAGUUCUCUAUAUAACAUAUACAGAUAGAGGAUUCAAGCAUUUUAGCAGAAAGAUAGGACAUAUUCAAUAUUGAACAAUGGGAGAAGUCGAUGGAAAUGUGAUCACGGCGCAAGCACUCAAAGACCAGGGCAUUAAAUAUGUGUUUGGUAUCGUCGGUUUUCCUGUGAUCGAGCUGGGCAUGGCGUGCCAGCAGGUGGGCAUGCACUACAUAGGUAUGAGGAACGAGCAGGCAGCCUGCUAUGCGGCGCAGGCCAUCGGUUAUCUAACCGGAACUCCGGGUGUAUGUCUUGUGGUAUCCGGACCUGGUCUUCUGCAUACCUUCGGAGGUAUGGCGAACGCGC